CGGCGCUGGCUGGCUCCCUGGCUGCGGCUCCUCAGUCGGCGGCGGCUGCUGCUGCCUGUGGCCCGGGCGGCUGGGAGAAGCGGAGUGUUGGUGAGUGACGCGGCGGAGGUGUAGUUUGACGCGGUGUGUUACGUGGGGGAGAGAAUAAAACUCCAGCGAGAUCCGGGCCGCGAACGAAAGCAGUGACGGAGGAGCUUGUACCACCGGUAACUAAAUGACCAUGGAAUCUGGAGCAGACAACCAGCAGAGUGGAGAUGCUGCUGUAACAGAAGCUGAAAAUCAACAAAUGACAGUUCAAGCCCAGCCACAGAUUGCCACAUUAGCCCAGGUAUCCAUGCCAGCCGCUCACGCGACAUCAUCUGCUCCCACUGUAACCUUAGUGCAGCUGCCCAAUGGGCAGACAGUCCAGGUCCAUGGCGUUAUCCAGGCGGCCCAGCCAUCAGUUAUCCAGUCUCCACAAGUCCAAACAGUUCAGAUUUCAACUAUUGCAGAAAGUGAAGAUUCGCAGGAGUCUGUGGAUAGUGUAACUGAUUCCCAAAAGCGAAGGGAGAUCCUUUCAAGGAGGCCUUCCUACAGGAAAAUUUUGAAUGACUUAUCUUCUGAUGCACCAGGGGUGCCAAGGAUUGAAGAAGAAAAGUCAGAGGAGGAGACUUCAGCGCCUGCCAUCACCACUGUAACAGUGCCAACCCCCAUUUACCAAACGAGCAGUGGGCAGUACAUUGCCAUUACCCAGGGAGGAGCAAUACAGCUGGCUAACAAUGGUACGGAUGGGGUACAGGGCCUGCAGACAUUAACCAUGACCAAUGCAGCUGCCACUCAGCCGGGUACUACCAUUCUACAGUAUGCACAGACCACUGAUGGACAGCAGAUUCUAGUGCCCAGCAACCAAGUUGUUGUUCAAGGUACUCAAAAAAUUGUAAAGCAGGAUGUCAGUGAAUUUGAAUUCUCAACGUCAGUUUGAAUAUGCUGCCUCAGGCGAUGUACAAACAUACCAGAUCCGCACAGCACCCACGAGCACCAUUGCCCCUGGAGUUGUUAUGGCAUCCUCCCCAGCACUUCCUACACAGCCUGCUGAAGAAGCAGCACGGAAGAGAGAGGUUCGUCUAAUGAAGAACAGGGAGGCAGCAAGAGAAUGUCGUAGAAAGAAGAAAGAAUAUGUGAAAUGUUUAGAGAACAGAGUGGCAGUGCUUGAAAAUCAAAACAAAACAUUGAUUGAGGAGCUAAAAGCACUUAAGGACCUUUACUGCCACAAAUCAGAUUAAUUUGGGAUUUAAGUUCCCUCCUCUUAUGGUGGAGAAUGGACUGGCUUGGCCACAACCAGAAAGACAAAUAAACAAUUAUUUUCUAAACAUUUCUUUUUUUCUAUGCGCAAAACUGCCUGAAAGCAACUACAGAAUUUCAUUCAUUUCUGCUUUUGCAUUAAACUGUGAAUGUUCCAACAACUACUUCCACUUCUGCCCUCAAGAAAUGUGCAGCGCCAGGAAUCAUGAAGAGACUUCUGCCCUCCGUCUCCACCACCCUCAAGAAGUAAUCAUUUGCUUAUUUGUAAAUUGUUGGGGGAAAUGAGGAAAAUGAAAUCUUGGCUUUCUUAUUUUUGCUUUAGGUUUGUUUGGUUUGUUUUCUUUUUAAUGACUUCAAGGUUUGCUGAGCUCCAUGGCUGCCUUAGGGACAGUCACCCAGCCUCCUGAGCUGACGGAAUGUGUGGGCCACACGAGAAGGAAGGAAGGAAGGAAGGAAGGAAGGAAGGAAGGAAGGAAGGAAGGAAGGAAGGAAGGAAGGAAGGAAGGAAGGUGCAACGAAGAAGUGCUGACUGCCAAAUUGAUGUUUUUACACUUUCAUUGUGAAUUAUGUAAAACUGUUAAAAACAUCCUUUAAAUAAGGAUAUUAGUGUGGUGUUGGGAGUAAACUUUGUAUGUAUGUUCCUUUCUUCAGUACUGACAAGUUGUCCUUGGUGCUGAGAAGCACGGUACUCACUCCAGCUCCUCUGUAGGGCAGUUGUUGCUUCUCCAUUCAGUUCUGUGUGUUCAGCAGUUUGAAUGCAUUAAUAGAAGUAACCAACUGAAUGGAAAGCAUGGUUUUGAAUUUUGAGUUAAGUUAAAAUCAUAGUAUAAACCUUAUUCUGGUGAGUACUAAGUCUUAAUGAGUAGGUGCUGGCCAGGAAGCUAACUCCUUGAGUUAUACAAUAAGGUUUUUAAUAAAUAAAAACUUUUGUCCUUGCUUUCAAAAUCCUUAUACUGUCACUCAUUUAUCUGAAAAGCUAUUCCUGGUUCACUGUUGCAUUUACACUGUGCAGCCAACAGGAACGUUUUCAAGAUGUCCAGCCAAAGUGAUGCCCUUGGAAAGUACUAAAUAGACAACCUUUUCUAUCGUCACAUUUCUGUCAGAGAAUCUCUUGGAAUAUUUUUUUUUAAGUCAAAGAAGUUACAAGGAUGUGAUUCUAAAGCAUUGUGUUAAAUGCACACAAGAAAAGUAAUUUCCUUCAGACAUUGGAGUGUGUGCUAUGGUACAAGAUUUGGCAAACACUUUUUUUUCUCCCAAAAAAGGUGGUACUGCUUUAACUCUCCAAAAGCUGUUCUGUUUCUGAAGCUGUUUCUACUUACACCCUUACCCAGAGUCUGCAUUUAUGGGUAACAUUGUUCCUGAGAAGACUUAGUAAUAACUCAUUUUUUUUUUAUUAAGCCUAAUAAAAUCUAAGAGUUACCUCUUUAUAAGACAAAUAUGAGGACAGUGGAGGCUGGUGUGUUAGGCUACUUCACGUUUGAGGAAGAGCUCAGACUCGGAAGACUGUCUUAUAUUUGCUUUGGGAUCUUAAGAAAGCUCAUGUUAAUAUCAGUAUACGUAUGAGCGGGAACUGUUUGGUUGCUAUCUGUAAAUGUUCUGUGUUGUUUAUAACAAACCAUUGUCUUUUUUCAAGGAUGAACAGUUUGUGAAGGACAUGAUUCUAAGAGUUGAGUGAUGUAAUAGUCCUUCUGUCUGAACAGUUCACCAGGCUCUCCAGAAGGCUUUCAAACGACUAAAGUUUGAUCUUUGUCCUGCUGAGCUUGCUGGGAAGGAGAUAGCAUAAAAGCUGUCUGUGCCAGCAAGUAGAUAUAUCAUUUACUAAACGUGGUGAAACAAAAAUGAAGCAGAAUCACAAAUCUGUCAACAAACUGGAAUUACUUCACAUUAAGUCAGAAUGUCAGAUUGAACAUUUUAAAUGUCACAAGUGGAAAAUUUGCCUAGUGUGCAGAAGUUGUAAUUUGUAAGUGUCUAUCUUCAAAAGUUGAGGCUUUCUACAUAAUGAGGAAAUAGGUGGUCUCCUUAACCCUUUAGAGACCAAGGCAGUCUCAGCCAUACUUCCUAGUUGGAUGGAUAUUAAUUUACAGAGGCCUGGGUCUUUAUGCUUGGAGCAUGACUGUACUAGUUUGACACCAGUUACUUGAUAAUGUGAGAAAUAUAUGGUGUUGUGAAACCUGACUUCGAAAUAUCAGUUCAUACAGAAAGAAAUCAAGCCUCUUUAAUGCAAGCUGGAUUCUUUUUUUUAACAUGAGAAUGAGAAAAAAAAAAAAAAACAACUUGUUUUUGAGCUAUGUGGAGAAUCUUUAUUAAGAAAAUGACAUAAUUUUUUAAAAACUCUUAUAUCCAAAAUUGUAUGUGGCCACAUUAUCGGUAAUGUUUUUCUCUUCAUGUUGGCCAAAAGGGAAUGAGAAUGUCAUAGGAAUCUGUACAUAUGCUACUGAUUUGCCUAGAGAAUAGCACGUUUGGUACUGCUCACUUUGCAUAUAUAUAGUGGCACUUUUAUCUAUAGGACAGAUUAACUCUAAUAAAAAUGAAAUGGGAUAGGUUUAUUUUUGAUAUAUUACUCUUCUGAGUUUUCAAGCUUUGAUAGUGUUUAACUGAACAAUGGCUUAGAAAGGGCUAGAUCCAAUAUGUUCAUAUUUAAAAAAUUGAUAUGAGAUACAAUUUAAGUUCUUUAUCAAAAGCAAGUACCAUAUUAGCAACCAUCAUAUUGUCCUAGGUGCUGUGCUUGUUUAGAUGUUAUAGAGUGGGUGGGGACGUGGCAUUUUGUAAUAUAUGUGUACAUAUAUACAUACAUACAGUAUAUCAUCUAAAUGCUCUGAGAGCUGUUAUGUCAGGAAUGCUGAGUAUUCUAGCGUUUUGAGGUCAGAUGAGAUUCCACUUUGCUGUGCGUUCUCCUGCAUCUCUUCUGGUGUUUCAGUGACUGUAUUACUCCAGCACUCACAACUGGGUUUUCUCUUUUCUUCCAGUUUUUUAUUGGGUUUUUGUUUUGUUUGGCUUGAUGCUUUUGAGUAUGUUACCAGUCACUUGAAAACUCCUAAACCCCAAGCUUUUUUCCCCCUGCUUUGUUUCUGGCAGCUAUAAAAUUGGUAAGAACAUUUUGAAAUAGCUUUUAAGAGAAUUGUUUCAAGAAUCAUUUUGGGCGAAGACUUUUCAUGUUUCAUUUGAACAGGGAUUUUUGUCAAGAUGUGUUUUGAUGGUAGGCCAGCAAGCAGUGCUAGUGUCUAAAGCACAAAACCAGUCAGGCAGGCUGUCCAACCAGAAGUCCUCUUGGCUGAAGUCGGUCUCUGUCUCUCAGGACUCCUCCCUACUGUUUUUGACCAUUUAGGGUGACAUGGAAUCAUACAAAUAUUGGGGCUUAGAAACAAACAUUUAUAUAACCCGGAAUGCUUUUACGUACUUGAAGUGACUUCAAUCUAAAUGUUGCCUUUCCUGUUUAGGAAGCUUUGAUUCUCUGUUGACUCCAGUCAGCUGGUAACACAAAUCAGCUUCUCUACCAAUAGCUGCUUCAUUUUCAGUUCCUUCCAGAGGCUUUUGUCUUGCCUUUGUAACACUGAAACUCUGGAUGGCACAUCAUCCCGGGGCCCAGGACACAGGCUGGAUGUUGACUUGGGGUUGUAUUUACAUUAGUUCUUUGUAAAGGUUUGCUGUAACUUGCACUUUUUUUUAAGGACCCAGUUUGGGUAUCAGCAACUUGGGAAAUUCCUUAUAAAUGAGUUCUCAGCUGACCCUUUUGUCUUCCUCCUUCAAAUCAUGACUCCUUAAUAGAAGCUUUUCAUUGAUCACAGUAUCAUAGCUAGCCUUAAGCAUGUUAUAAAAGCUAAAUAUCUGGGAAUUAGAUUUGACUAAUACUGAAGGAAAAAUAAGUACUUACAAUUUUAAAUUUCAUCCUCCAACUUUAGUUCUAUGUAGAGCAUGCCAAAAAAAUUUUUUCAGAAGAUUUUUUUUCAGAGGAUUGCUUUAAACUUUGUUAAAGCAAAUAAUUUGUUGUCAUCAUGGGGAACCAUGUAUUCGUUGUUACUAAAUCAUUUUAAUUUGGCUUUGUUAACUUCGGAGAAAUGCUGCCUAAACGCGACUGGUUUCUGACUGCGGGGGAGUACAGUAUGCUUUGUUAGGCCUGUAGGUGACUCAUUCUAGAAUAAACAUGUUCACUGAGAUGUACAAAGCACAACUAGAGUUUUGGGUGGCUUGUGUGUGUCUUGAUUACUUUCAAUGUUAAUGUUGACUUUUUAAGUUAACAGUCACUGUUAUGUGCUAGGAACUGGUUUCCUUGACUUUCUAGAAUCAAUGGCCAAGAGAGGCAUAUAAUCCUUGAGGGGUUGAAGGUAUCAUGAAGUUGAGUCAGUAUGGAAGAAUUUCAAACAAAUCAAACAGGGUGCUGAAGUUCCGGCUGACUCAUCUGCUCAUGGUAUGCUUACUGAUUAGUGAAUGUAGUUUUAAGCCUUUGUGUGUGUCCUCAGGGGCAGACAGACUUUAACAAGGACCAGAUAACAUUUGAAUGGAGGAAUUAUAUUUCAGGUGUUUUAGCUUGAAAUUUAUUUUUUAAAAAAAGAAAAAUUAAAAAAAAAUAAAUAAGAGAGCAAAGUUUGGGAAGCGAGUUGACAGUAUGAAAGCAGGCAGAGCUGAGGAUGAGCUGGCCUGUCCCACUGCUGCAGUGGGGCAGGUCCUAGCUGGGGAAAUGUUACAUUGUUACCAGCAAGAAAAAGGAAGAAGGGUCAAAAAGUAGGAAACUCCUACUUUCGUAGGCAUGAUUUACUACUUGUCCAUAGUAGUAUAGCAUUUCUAAGCUUCUAAGGGCAUCUCAAAAGAUAAGAGUAAGUCUGAGAUGUUGAAAAAAUCAGUAGGGAAGAAAGAUCACUGCAGAUCAUAAUCUAUGUUGGCCACAUGAAAUGAUUUAUUAUAUUUGGGAAGUUUUAUUUUCUUAUGUUUUUUAAAAUUGAAUUGGUAAGUGCUUUAUAGACGUAUUUUUACCCAGGUGCCACUUCAAUGUGUAUGUAAUAAAAUUAUUUAUAUUAAAAGUGGGAAAUUUUGUCAACAUUUUUCUGUGUGUUGUAGAUUUAUUAGGAUGGUGAAGAAGUGUGCUAGUUAGCAGUUUUCUGUGUAAAGCUGUCUUGAGCUGAUCUGUACACAUCGGUUAUAAUGCCCCAGUGGAACUUAGACAUGUCACUUGAAACUUUUGAAAAACAAAAUAACCAGGGAAGUCCUAGAAUGGUAUUUGGCUGUUUGGUUUUUCCUUGAGUACUGGAGUAGAGAAUACCUCCCCAGAACUGUCAGCACAAAACAGGGUAUCAGCUUUAACUCUGAUGUUCCUAUUGGAGUAGAGUACUAAUAACUAUGAGAAGGGAAAUACAUUUCUAAUAACCUUCCCUACAAUCUAGAAACAUCCCUGUUUAAAUUUUUUACCUAAAUCUUUUUGUGCUUUAUGUGUAAAGAAUAAAAGUACCAAGACAUCAUGCAUUUUAUUAACACUAUGUACAUACUGGCUGCUUUGUGUUCAGAAUGGUAGCAGUUACUUUGUAUAUUAAAGUGAUCCUUGUGAAUUUGUGAAAUAUUGUCUUAAAGUGCUUUUCUUACUGUAAUCUUUGUGGUAUCAACUGUCAUAAUGCCCUUUUUACACAGACAUUUAUGUGCAGUCACAUAAACAUGCUUUUAAAAAC
Molecule: messenger RNA, 6935 nt
Organism: Mus caroli (Ryukyu mouse)
Lineage: Eukaryota; Metazoa; Chordata; Mammalia; Rodentia; Muridae
Source: RefSeq, a predicted model, not a curated record